ACACCUCAGACAUGAAAGCUCCGGCAGGAGCUCUGGUGAGGCUGCAUCCUUUCCCCAAAUAACAUCUCCAAGUUCUAGAAAACUCAAACCUAUAAAAGAAACCAAUGUGUUUAAAUCAUAAAGAGUUUUUUUUUAAGAAACAUCCUACUUAAAGUUAACUUUUAGAAAAGAUUUUAAAGUGUUUACAUAAGGUCAAUGAUUGGGCAGUAACUUGUGAUUUUGACCUUUAACUAUCUUGAUGAACUGUCCAUGAAAGUGAUGUUUGUUUGGAUAGUGAGGACACACGCAGACCUAAGUUGUCAUAUCAGUGUGAACAUCUCAGGUGAACCUCCAGCCUUCAUUAAGACAUCACAUCAAACUGACAAUUGUCGCUGAGCAGACUUUAAAGAGUCAUUUCCCACAGAAGGAAUCUAAUUAUUUUUCUUUCUAUCACAUUAACCGUCUGUUCGGCCUUGUUCACACAAAGGUGAUAACGAACCGGGAAGCUCUUAUUUUGGCACUUUGGGUGUUCUUUGAACUUUUUUUUUUUUUUUAAGGGAAACCUAUAAAGGUCCGGAGAUCUGUUUCUAUAUAAAACACAGAAAAAAAGCCCCCAUAUUCACUCUGUCCGCCUCACUGAGCACCGGUGUGGUUUCCAACAUGGAUCUGGAAGCUUUUACAGCAACCAUCCUAUCCGAAUGGGAGAGCAUCGAGGGCGCAUCUGGAGAAAACCAGCAGUCCGUUUGUCCACUGUCCCCCCUGGAUUCAUCGCUGUGCUCAUCGCCGGAGAUGUGUCGCCCCAUCUCCAGACAGGAGAUGAAGGAUUUCUCUUUUGGAUGCAGCGGGCGCAAAGGGACUCAGCAGAGGCAAAGCAAAGCAAAGAUGUCCGAGAAAAGGCGCAUGAAGGCCAGCGAGAGGGAGAAGAUGCGGAUGAGAAGCCUGGCAGAGGCUCUCCACCAGCUCCGAGACUACCUUCCGCCGGACUACAGCAAGAGAGGCCAGCCCCUGACCAAGAUCCAGACGCUUAAAUACACCAUCGAGUACAUCAACAAGCUCUCGGACAUCCUGAGCCGUGCGUAACGGACGCAGCUUGGACUACUUUUACGCAGCGUUCAUCUGGUCCUCAUUCAGAAAACAUGUUUCCAUUUUCUUACAAAACAACUUGAAAUCUUAUAUUUUUAAUGAUUUUUUUCCCCCUUUGGAUUUGAUGUAAAUAUUAUUUGGGCACUUUGGAAAAUAUUUGGACAUGAGGAUGCCCAUUUUUUUUUAGAAUUGUGAAUUUAGUUGGUACAUGAAUUGUAUAGUAUUCAACUUUUCUACGCUUUUUUCACUGAAAAGGGAUCAAGAGACAUAAGGGAAAAUGUUUUCUCUUUAUACUGAUACCUUUGUUCCUUAUGAUAUUCAAAUUGUGUGUGGAUUUUCACGUUUUGUGUUCG
Cyprinodon variegatus (sheepshead minnow) is the source of this 1415-nucleotide messenger RNA. It is a transcript of the gene msgn1, whose product is annotated as mesogenin 1. Gene Ontology annotation, molecular function: DNA-binding transcription factor activity, RNA polymerase II-specific; RNA polymerase II cis-regulatory region sequence-specific DNA binding; protein dimerization activity. Gene Ontology annotation, biological process: mesoderm formation; regulation of transcription by RNA polymerase II. The transcript has a single exon. The coding region runs from base 640 to 1059 and encodes 139 amino acids. NCBI's taxonomy places the organism in Eukaryota, Metazoa, Chordata, Actinopteri, Cyprinodontiformes, Cyprinodontidae. Gene Ontology annotation, cellular component: nucleus. The record is from RefSeq and is a predicted model, not a curated record.